This is a messenger RNA of Corapipo altera (White-ruffed manakin), 461 nucleotides long. It is a transcript of the gene JTB, whose product is annotated as jumping translocation breakpoint. Lineage: Eukaryota; Metazoa; Chordata; Aves; Passeriformes; Pipridae. The annotation marks the transcript as partial. The record is from RefSeq and is a predicted model, not a curated record. Gene Ontology annotation, biological process: mitotic cytokinesis. Gene Ontology annotation, cellular component: cytoplasm; spindle; centrosome. The transcript has 2 exons.
AGAAUUGGGGGGACUUUGGGUCUGGGGUCUCCCCUCACUCGGGGGGUCCCGGGGGGGGUCUUUUCCUGCCCUCAGAAGACCAUCCCAGACUGUGCCCCCACCGGGUUCAUCGAGAGGAUCAACUGCCCCACGUCCCAACGGGAGGAGUUCAAGAGUUGCCGCUCGGCGGCGCUGGAGUCGCGGCGGUUCUGGCGUUUCGUGGGCUCGGCUCUGGCCGUGGCGGCGGCGGCCGCGGCGCUCGUGGUGCUCCGGCAACGGGAGCUCGACCGCCGGGCCCGGGAGAAGGUCCGCAAGCAGAUCGAGUCCAUCUAGGCACGGCCGGGAUCCGGAGGGGCCGGGAACCCCGCCGGGAAUCCUGCCGGGAUCUGCACCGGGAACGUCCUCGGGGAGCGUCGCAGGGGGUUCCCCCCGGCACGGGGGGGUCCCUGGGAGCGGGAUUGGGAAUAAAUCCUGGUCCUUGU